UUUGCAUAACUGGCAGCGUUGCAAAGGACAGCCCCUUUCUCUCUUCCCUCCAUUCUCUCCCAUCUGGCAGAGGAGUCCGGCUCCCUAAAUCUUCUUUUUGUUGAUGAUCGCCGGGUGUCCUCCUUUUCCCCCUAGUCAGAUGAGGACACUCAGAUUCAAGGACGUAAGUGACUUGUGCAUAGUCACACAGCUAGGAGGUGGCUGCACCAGGAUUCAGAUCCAGCCUAUCUGAUGCUGAUCUCAUGGUCUGUGGGGUGCUGCAGAAAGAAAACUGCAUAAAGAAGGUGAUCCUGGCCUCGGGGAGUUCCUGGUGUGCGCCUCCAGCGAGCAUGGUUCCCUGCAGAGCGCACUCCGACAAGGUGAGCGCUUCCCCGGGGGCCCGGGCGGCGGGGCUUCUGUAAAGAGGUCACAGCACGCUAUGUCCCGGGACGCACGUGGAUUCCUGCACAGGUGUGGUGGCUGCGGAUGGGGACCGAGCGGAGCGGGCUCGCCGGCUUCCUCCCCGGCGGCGGCUCCGCUUCUCCUUCCUGCUGUUCACUUCAUCUCCUCAUCUGCAUGUGUGACAGCGGCGCGCGGACUGGGAAGGACAGAGCGCCCUCUCCCCGGCUCCCGUGCAGCCGGGCGGGGGCUCCGGGCUCCCCGGUGAUGCGUCGUCUGCGCCUCGCCGCAGCGCUCCCCGGGCCUGGCAGUGGCCAGGCGUGGACGCCGCCGGACCGCUGAGACUCGGAGCACAGUGAAGUACUGGCCGGCGUCUGGCUGGGGCUGGCGCUCGAGAGCCCGAUGGAGGUGGCGAGAGGGGCCGUGGGAGCCGGCGCCGAGUAGCCGGUGGACCCCCGCGCUCGCGCCUCUCCCGGCGCCCGGGCACUCCCCGAGGCUGCCAUGGAGGUGCCUAACGUCAAGGAUUUCCAGUGGAAGCGCCUAGCGCCACUGCCCAGCCGCCGGGUCUACUGCUCCCUGCUGGAGACCGGGGGCCAGGUCUAUGCCAUCGGGGGAUGUGACGACAACGGCGUCCCCAUGGACUGCUUCGAGGUCUACUCCCCCGAGGCCGACCAGUGGACUGCCUUGCCCCCGCUGCCCACAGCCCGGGCGGGGGUGGCCGUCACUGCCCUGGGGAAGCGGAUCAUGGUGAUUGGGGGCGUGGGCACCAAUCAGUUGCCCCUGAAGGUGGUGGAGAUGUACAGCAUCGAUGAGGGCAAGUGGAAGAAGAGGAGCAUGCUGCGUGAGGCCGCCAUGGGCAUUUCUGUCACGGCCAAAGAUUACCGAGUAUACGCGGCAGGCGGGAUGGGCCUAGACCUACGUCCACACAGCCACCUCCAACACUAUGACAUGCUCAAGGACAUGUGGGUGUCACUAGCACCCAUGCCCACCCCGAGAUAUGCUGCCACCUCCUUCCUCCGAGGCUCCAAGAUCUACGUGCUGGGGGGACGACAGUCCAAGUACGCAGUCAACGCUUUCGAGGUCUUUGACAUCGAGACUCGCUCCUGGACCAAGUUUCCCAACAUUCCCUGUAAGAGGGCCUUCUCCAGCUUUGUGACCCUGGACAGCCACUUGUACAGCCUGGGAGGCCUGCGGCAAGGUCGCCUCUACCGGCAGCCCAAGUUCCUGCGGACGAUGGACGUGUUUGACAUGGAACAGGGGGGAUGGCUGAAGAUGGAACGAUCAUUCUUCCUCAAGAAGCGGCGGGCAGACUUUGUGGCUGGCUCUCUGAGUGGACGGGUCAUAGUGGCUGGGGGACUUGGGAAUCAACCCACUGUCCUGGAGACGGCGGAAGCAUUCCACCCAGGGAAGAACAAAUGGGAGAUCCUCCCUGCCAUGCCCACACCCCGCUGUGCCUGCUCCAGCAUAGUCGUCAAGAACUGCCUCCUCGCCGUGGGAGGUGUCAACCAGGGUCUGAGUGACGCAGUGGAGGCCCUGUGUGUCUCUGACUCCUAGCUGUCUUCUGGGUCCAGUACCUUUGCCCUGGACCAUAUCACUUCACUCUUGACAUGAGGAAUGAUCUUGUCCAAGCAGUCAGGGCUGCUUCCCAGAAUGUCAGCUCCUGUUAGCAGCCAGUGGAGUCUGGCCUUGGGGCUCUAAGUGACCUCUCUAUAGCUCCAAAUCCUACCAAUCUCAGAAAACUGUAAGAGGCACAGAUGACUCAACCAGCUGCAGAGCUGACUCUGAAGAGAGUCUCCACUUACUGCACAGGCACAGAAAGGCACAGGAAUAUUUCCUACCUCUCCCUCCUGUGAGUCCCACCUCUCCCGACCCCCAUCUCCAGGAGGCAGGUAGAGCAGUUCUGACAGAGAGGAUAAUCUGCUGUUGCUGUCUUUCCCCAGCUCUAAAUUAGUUUUAAGGUUGCUUAAGAUGAAAAAUGGAGAAUGAUUGGGGGUUCCAAACCCCUUUCUUCUCCCUUGGUUUAUAUCUCUUCACCAUUUGGUGGUCAACUGUGGGCCUACCCUGGACCUCAUCUACUCAGCGAGAAUUGGACAUGAAGCUAGAGGCAGCUGCCUUGGAAGGGAAGUCAGGCUCACUUGGACAGCCCAGGCCAUGGCAGGAAGAAUCCCUUCCUCUUGGGGUCCUUGCUGGGCAUGUGAUGAUGGAGAAGCAGCAGUCUCCCAGCCAUGGGUCUGCUCCCCACAUCUCUCCUAAUUCCACUUCACCUUCUUCCACCCCCUCCCCACCAGAGGCCUAGCCCUUUUGUCACCGAAGGCCCCCAGAGGGUUUCUGUGUGAAACCUUCUCAUUUACACUGUGGCAUCAAAAUCCACAAAAGAUGGAUUAAUUGCACUCUGGUUAAUAGCAGCAGCACAAUGAUUAAAAUCUAUAUUCCUAACUUCUCUAGCACCCUGGUGUGGGAGUGGGGCAGAAGGGUGUCUUGAGGGGCAGGGAGGACCCCAUAAAACAAUCCCUCCGGCAUUCUCAGGCUAAGGAGGGCCCGCAGUGACCACCUGUUCUUGGCUGUCCCCUCUGAAGUGCCCUGCCUUCUCACAGCCACCACCAGUUACCCCAAUCCCAGGAAAACAGCACAUAUUCUUCUUCUCCUGCCUUGAGACUGCAUGUUAAUCUUCCAUUCAGAACUCAUCAGCAGCUCAGUCCUUCUUAUGUCUAGUCUCAGUUCAUUCAGCCAAAGCUCAUUUUUGUCCUAUCCAAAGUAGAAAGGGUUAUUUUAAAAAACUCGAAGAAUGUGCCUCCUCUUAGCAUCUGUUUCUGACUCCCAGUUAUUUUUAAAAUAAAUGAUGAAUAAAAUGCCUGCCCUGAAGGGUUCUGGAGGAGUCAGGUAUCA
Messenger RNA from Rhinopithecus roxellana (golden snub-nosed monkey), 3264 nucleotides. It is a transcript of the gene KLHDC8A, whose product is annotated as kelch domain containing 8A. Gene Ontology annotation, molecular function: protein binding. Bases 880 to 1932 code for a protein of 350 amino acids. The transcript has 9 exons. NCBI's taxonomy places the organism in Eukaryota, Metazoa, Chordata, Mammalia, Primates, Cercopithecidae. The record is from RefSeq and is a predicted model, not a curated record.